AUGCCUUUCCACAAGGUCACUCUCCCGCCGUCCGUUUUCCCAAUCUACUUGCUCCCGCCACUCCCUUUCCGACGACGGCGCAAGACUUCUACCGACUCAAACGCAUCUACCGACUCUACCGUAUCCUCUGUAAUCGACGGCACCUCAUCCUCCACGAGUGGCGGCGAUGCCGCUUCCCCCGAGAAUUUCUUGUCGGGACAUACUUCGCGCCUUCGGUGCGCCAGAUGCGCCACAGAUCUGUGCCUGACCUCGCAGAUUAUUAGCAAGGGCUUUACCGGGCGACACGGACGCGCAUAUCUCGUCAGCGGCAACACGACCGUUUCGCUGCCCAACACUACCACCCACAAGCCCACGCCGCGACAACUGGUCACGGGCGCGCACACAGUCAGCGACAUUAGCUGCGCGUUUUGCGGCGCCGUGCUUGGCUGGAAAUAUGUCGCCGCAGAGGACGAGAGCCAGCGGUACAAAGUGGGGAAAUUCAUCCUUGAAACACGCAGAGUGUGUACUGCGUCGUGUUGGGAAGAGGAGUACGAUUAUCAGACCGCAGAUGACGGGGCCCUUGCAGUUGCAGCAAACGCCGCAGGGGCUGUGCCACCCAUGAAGAAAGAUGAGGAGAUUGAAUUCGACAGUCAAGACGAGGAUGAAUGUGAAGAUCUGUUUGCAGGCGUUUGGUCCUCGGCGCUGGCAGCGAGACGGAGGAAGGGCAAGAAGUUUGAAAGAUGA
Messenger RNA from Xylona heveae TC161, 723 nucleotides. RefSeq names its product yippee-domain-containing protein. The record is from RefSeq and is a predicted model, not a curated record. Bases 1 to 723 code for a protein of 240 amino acids. Lineage: Eukaryota; Fungi; Ascomycota; Xylonomycetes; Xylonales; Xylonaceae. The transcript is spliced from 2 exons.